UGAACCCUAAAAAUCUCUCUCCUCUCUCUUUCUCUCUCUCAUCUUACAGAGAGAUGAUCCAUGGCUUUCCACCAUCAUCGAAAGCUAAUUGAAAAGUCAAAUGAUCUAAUAAACACAACCCAAAUCUGCGAUUUCUUCUGCGCCUCUAUCAAUCUCGAUGGCAAUUGUCCAAAACCCUGUCUCCCCAUCUGUCCUUCCACCUGUUACCGUCCAUUUCCACCCAUUCAAUUCCCUCCCACAAGUCUCCCAGAUACAAACCCUAAUAAUCUCCACCAUAAAAACAGUCUCCAUUUCUAUCUCUCCUUCUCCUUCGCCAUAUUAGCCACCACUCUAUUCCUCAUCGCAUGUUUCUCCAUCUACAAGCACUUCAAAAACCGACGAACUUCAACUUCAACAUCACAAGAAACCCAACAGGAGAUAAACGAUCAAGAUCCCGACGAGAACGAUCAUGUAACGAUCGAUCAUCCGAUCUGGUAUAUCAGGACCGUCGGACUUCAACCCUCGAUCAUAAACGCGAUCAGUGUCUGUAAGUACAAGAAAUCUGAUGGGCUUGUUGAAGGAACUGAAUGCUCUGUUUGUUUAAACGAAUUUGAAGAAGAUGAAACUUUAAGACUUCUACCCAAGUGUAGUCAUGCCUUUCAUAUACCAUGUAUUGAUACUUGGCUUCGAUCCCAUACUAAUUGCCCUAAUUGUCGUGCCGCCAUAUUUUCACCUCCCGUUCAAGCUGCUCCGGCGGCCGCCGCCCAAGAAACUAUCCCUCAUGAGGAAUCUGUAUCGGAAUCUGAAUCUGGGUUGGCUAUAGAGAAUGAAAUCAGGGAAGAUGGAGAUGAAGAUGAAGAUUUUGAGCCAAUAAGAAGGUCAGUUUCUGCUUCAAUAAUGAGAGAAACAACAGCCAUGGGUGAUGGUUAUACAGACCCAGAUCAAAUUGAUGCAAAUUCUUCAAAUACCCAAAUGGAAAAUAGGGUUCCAAAGAAGAUGAUCAGAUUGAUGAUGGGUGGUGCUAGCCCUUCGGUUCUGCAAUCAGGAGGGGUUAGGCCCUGUUUGGCAAAGAGGUCGUUUUCUUGUAGUGGGAAAGUGUUCUUAUCAAGGUAUUGUCCAAAUAGGAUCUCAAAUCUGCCUUGUUGAAAGAAUAGUCAUAUUCAAAGGAAUAAUAAUAUUAUUGUAAUUUGUAAUACAAAUUAAGAUAUCUAAACAAGAUUAGAUGUCUAAUGAAGUU
This is a messenger RNA of Impatiens glandulifera, 1216 nucleotides long. Its product is annotated as E3 ubiquitin-protein ligase RING1. Lineage: Eukaryota; Viridiplantae; Streptophyta; Magnoliopsida; Ericales; Balsaminaceae. Bases 61 to 1125 code for a protein of 354 amino acids. Gene Ontology annotation, biological process: protein ubiquitination. The transcript has a single exon. The record is from RefSeq and is a predicted model, not a curated record.